This is a messenger RNA of Vombatus ursinus (common wombat), 1055 nucleotides long. It is a transcript of the gene SFT2D2, whose product is annotated as SFT2 domain containing 2. Bases 192 to 674 code for a protein of 160 amino acids. Gene Ontology annotation, cellular component: membrane. Gene Ontology annotation, biological process: vesicle-mediated transport. The transcript has 8 exons. The record is from RefSeq and is a predicted model, not a curated record. NCBI's taxonomy places the organism in Eukaryota, Metazoa, Chordata, Mammalia, Diprotodontia, Vombatidae.
UGGGGGUUGGGGGGCGGGGCCGGGCGACGCCGGGCCGGAUGGUGUUCGGCGGGGUGGACUCAGCUGUCUACUUGUAUCUCUAGAGCCGCGCACCUCGGAAGAUAAAUACAUUGUUGCAAUAGUAACAGGAAGCGAGGAAGGGGUACCGGAGUUUGCUUUGGACGGAGUUUUGAGUGGUGUCGAGGCCCGAGAUGGACAAGCUGAAGAAGGUGCUGAGCGGCCAGGACACGGAUGAUCGCGGAGGACUGACCGAUAUUAUUGAAACACCGUCAUUAAGCUGGGGCACAAGAAUCAAAGGCUUUGCUGCUUGUUUUGCCAUAGGGAUUAUCUUCUCACUGAUGGGGACUUUUAUGCUGUGGGUGCCUCGGAGAGGACUUGUCCUUUUUGCAGCAUUUUAUACCUUGGGGAACAUUGCAUCACUUGGGAGCACUAUUUUUCUCAUGGGACCAAUGAAGCAAUUGAAGCGCAUGUUUGAGCCUACACGACUGAUUGCAACCAUUGUGAUGUUGUUGUGUCUUGCCCUCACUCUGUGUUCUGCCUUCUGGUGGCACAACAAAGGACUCGCUCUCCUUUUCUGCAUUUUGCAGUCUUUGGCCUUGACGUGGUACAGUCUUUCCUACAUACCAUUUGCAAGGGAUGCUGUGAAGAAGUGUUUUAAUGUGUGUCUGGCCUAAUAGGCAAAAAGGCACUUUUGAAAAGCCUUGGCAAGUACGGAAGACCAAUUUCUGACGACAGUUUUGUAAAUAUUUUCCUAAUUCUGUCUUACAGACUUGAGCCUUUUUUUUUUUUUUUUGGCUUGCAGCAGGUUGUUGCUUGUGUUUAAAAUAUUGAUGGUUGUUUUUGUAAGCAAUGAUAUGUUUUCAAACCAAAAUGUCCGUUGCUCUGUGUCAGUUUUUGCGUGCCUGGAUUUUAAAGAGCAGAAUGUCAUUGUUCUUUCCCUUUCCCACUCUCCCUCUCCUUCUCUCCCUCUCUUUCCUCUCCCUCUCCCCCCAUCUCUCUAUUUUGAAAUUUCACGGCAUUGUUGUUUAUGAUUAAAAAAGAAAAGUACAGACUUA